Perognathus longimembris pacificus (Pacific pocket mouse) is the source of this 4899-nucleotide messenger RNA. It is a transcript of the gene Mllt10, whose product is annotated as MLLT10 histone lysine methyltransferase DOT1L cofactor. Gene Ontology annotation, molecular function: histone binding; nucleosome binding. The record is from RefSeq and is a predicted model, not a curated record. Gene Ontology annotation, cellular component: nucleus. Lineage: Eukaryota; Metazoa; Chordata; Mammalia; Rodentia; Heteromyidae. The coding region runs from base 573 to 3413 and encodes 946 amino acids. Gene Ontology annotation, biological process: regulation of transcription by RNA polymerase II. The transcript is spliced from 22 exons.
CGUGGGUGUGGGUGUGGGUUUGGGAAUCAGACUCCGCCCCCUGCCUGCCCGGUCCUGGCUGCCGCAGUGCCUGCAGACUUCCUGUUCCGUGGAGCCAGGCUCCCAAACGUGACUAGGCUGCGAGCGCGAGGUGGGAGGGUUGCCCUGCUUGUUGUUGAGAUCAGGGAGGGAAGGCAGCCUCUGCCGCUGCACCCCAAGCUUUCUGGCACCGACCCAGCUGCGGCCGACGACUGGGAGCCUCCUGUGGAGAAGGCUGGUGCAAAGCUACUGGUGCCCAUGUGAGCCCCAUUGGGGCUAAGCUGCCCUCAGACUGGUGGGAAAGGCUGAUUGAUGAGUGGCUGCAUCAGGUCCCUCCUCAGCCUUACUCAAGAGGAGCUUGCUAUGGCAUUGUUCAAGUGCCCACAGGACCAUGGUUUUGCAGGAAAUGUGAAUCUCAGGAGAGAGCAGCUAGAGUGAGAUGUGAACUGUGUCCCCAUAAAGAUGGAGCUUUAAAAAGAACAGAUAAUGGGGGUUGGGCUCAUGUGGUUUGUGCCCUGUAUAUUCCAGAGGUACAAUUUGCCAAUGUUUCUACAAUGGAACCAAUCGUUUUACAGUCUGUUCCACAUGAUCGUUACAAUAAGACUUGCUACAUUUGUGAUGAACAAGGAAGAGAAAGCAAAGCUGCCACUGGUGCUUGCAUGACAUGUAAUAAACAUGGAUGUCGACAGGCUUUCCAUGUAACAUGUGCUCAGUUUGCUGGAUUACUUUGUGAAGAAGAAGGUAAUGGUGCAGAUAAUGUCCAGUACUGUGGCUACUGUAAAUACCAUUUUAGUAAGCUGAAAAAGAGCAAACGGGGAUCUAAUAGGUCAUAUGAUCAAAGUUUAAGUGAUUCUUCCUCUCACUCUCAGGAUAAACAUCAUGAGAAAGAGAAAAAAAAAUAUAAAGAGAAGGACAAACACAAACAAAAACACAAGAAGCAACCGGAACCAUCACCUGCAUUGGUUCCAUCAUUGACUGUUACUACAGAAAAAACUUACACAAGCACUAGCAACAACUCUAUAUCUGGAUCAUUGAAGCGCUUGGAAGAUACUACGGCCAGAUUUACAAAUGCGAAUUUCCAGGAAGUGUCUGCACACACUUCUAGUGGAAAAGACGUUUCAGAAGUUAGAGGAUCUGAGAGCAAAGGCAAGAAAUCUUCGGCUCACAGUUCAGGUCAACGAGGAAGGAAGCCGGGUGGAAGGAAUCCAGGAACAACUGUGUCAGCACCUAGCCCCUUUCCACAAGGCAGUUUUUCAGGAACUCCAGGCAGUGUAAAAUCAUCUUCUGGAAGCUCAGUACAGUCUCCCCAGGAUUUCUUGAGCUUUACAGACUCAGAUCUGCGUAAUGACAGUUACACUCACUCCCAACAGUCGUCAUCAACCAAAGAUGUACAUAAAGGAGAGUCUGGAAGCCAGGAAGGGGGGGUAAAUAGUUUUAGUUCCUUAAUUGGUCAUCCUGUGACCUCAGCUGUUAUUUCGCAGCCUAAAAGCUUUGAAAAUUCACCUGCAGAUUUGGGUAGCUCCAGCCUUCCUACAGCAGGAUAUAAGCGAGCUCAAACUUCUGGCAUAGAAGAAGAAACUGUAAAGGAAAAGAAAAGAAAAGGAAAUAAACAAAGUAAGCAUGGGCCUGGCAGACCCAAAGGGAACAAAACUCAAGAGAAUGUAUCUCAUCUCUCAGUCUCUUCUGCUUCACCAACAUCAUCUGUAGCAUCAGCUGCAGGAAGCAUAACAAGCUCUAGUCUUCAGAAAUCUCCUACAUUGCUCAGGAAUGGAAGUUUACAGAGUCUUAGUGUUGGCUCAUCUCCAGUUGGUUCAGAAAUUUCCAUGCAGUAUCGGCACGAUGGAGCUUGUCCAACAACUACUUUCUCAGAGUUGCUGAAUGCAAUACACAAUGGCAUUUACAACAGCAGUGAUGUAGCAGCGUCCUUUCCAAAUGUGGUGUCUGGCUCGGGCUCCAGCACGCCUGUCUCCAGCUCUCAUUUACCUCAGCAGGCGCCUGGGCAUUUGCAGCAGGUGGGAGCGCUCUCUCCUUCAGCCGUGCCACCUGCAACCCCCGCUGCUGCUACAACUCAGGCAAAUACCCUGUCUGGAUCUUCUCUUAGUCAGGCCCCAUCUCACAUGUAUGGCAAUAGAUUAAACCCAAACCCAUCAAUGGCAGCUCUCAUGGCGCAGUCUGAAAACAAUCAAACAGAUCAAGAUCUUGGAGACAAUAGCCGAAACCUAGCUGGCCGAGGCAGCUCACCCCAGGGAAGUCUCUCCCCGAGCAGAUCCCCUGUAAGCAACUUGCAGCUUCGUUACGAUCAACCAGGCAACAGCAGUCUGGAGAACCUGCCCCCAGUCGCGUCCAGCAUUGAACAGCUUUUGGAGCGGCAGUGGAGUGAAGGACAGCAAUUUUUAUUAGAACAGGGCACUCCUAGUGACAUUUUAGGAAUGCUGAAGUCAUUACACCAACUUCAAGUUGAAAAUCGAAGAUUAGAGGAACAGAUUAAAAAUUUGACUGCCAAAAAGGAACGUCUACAGCUUCUGAACGCACAGCUUUCUGUGCCUUUUCCGACAAUAACAACUCCGAGUCCGUCUCAUCAGCUACAUGCAUUUUCAGCACAGAGUGCUCCUACUAGUGACUCCCUGAACAGCAGUAAGAGCCCACAUAUUGGAAAUAGCUAUUUGCCUGACAAUUCUCUUCCUGUAUUAAACCAGGACCUUACGUCCAGUGGCCAGAGCACCAGCAGCUCGUCAGCCCUGUCUACGCCACCGCCCGCUGGGCAGAGUCCAGCUCAGCCAGGCCCAGGCGUUCCUGGCGUUCAGCAGGUCAAUGGUGUGACCGUAGGGGCGCUGGCUAGUGGAAUGCAGACUGUAACAUCCACGAUUCCUGCUGUGUCUGCAGUGGGCGGAAUAAUUGGAGCUUUGCCAGGUAACCAACUGGCAAUUAACGGCAUUGUAGGAGCUUUAAAUGGGGUUAUUCAGACCCCUGUCACAAUAUCCCAGAACCCUGCCCCCCUCACCCACACGACUGCGCCGCCUAAUGCAACACAUCCAAUGCCAGCCACACUGACGAACAGUGCCUCAGGACUAGGAUUACUUUCUGACCAGCAAAGACAAAUGUUUAUUCAUCAACAGCAAUUUCAACAGUUGUUAAAUUCUCAACAACUCACACCAGAGCAGCACCAAGCCUUUCUGUACCAGCUGAUGCAGCAGCGCCACCCGCCCGAGCUCCAGCAGCUGCAGCUCCCGGGCCCCGCCCAGAUCCCCAUCAACAACCUCCUGGCCAGCGCGCAGGCGCCGCCGCUGCACCCGACCGCUGCCAACCCCUUCCUCACCCUCCACGGGGACAGCGCCAGCCAGAAAGUCACAAGACUUAGUGAUAAAACUGGACCGGUAGCGCAAGAGAAAAGCUGACACUUGAGAAGCACCCGGCUGCCACCCACCCUGCUGCGGUGGCACCGCCUCACGCACGCCACACGCCUGUCCCAGCGAGGAGCAGCAGCGGAAGCCGCGGGCCACUCUCCAAGGCUUUGACUCUUGUUGCUUUGUUGCACUGAAGUGGAAUGCCCACGCCCCACCCAAAGUAUUUGAACUCUGAAAGAAAAUUUAAGAAUUAUCUUUUGUCAGUGAAGUAAUUCACAUGUAAAGUUUAUCAACCCAAGAAAAACUUUAAUAUAGUUGGUGCAGAACUGAAGACUUUUUUCAUUUACGAACUAUUUGGUUUUCCUGUACAAGUUGGAAUCUGAAAUUAUCUUGUUUCGGAUACAAUAUGCCUGCUCUUGUGAGUCAGAUCUUAAAUUUUAAGGAACUGUCUUAAUUCUCCCGGAGUUUUAUUCAUUAUAUAUUACAAUUAUAUAGGUCAUCUGACUGGUAGGUCCUUUUUUCCUUUCUAAAGAGAUCUGGCCAGUUUUGAUAAUCAAGUUUGGAGGGAAAUGUCUGCUUCUGCUAAAGGUAAUUUUCUUUGUAAAGAAACAUUGAAUUAAGUGAGUUCGAAGGCUGCUGGGGUAACCAGAUCAAUUCAAAGUGAAAGAUUUCUUUCAGAAAGAGAGGCCGCUCUGGAAACUACUGGUAGGGUCUGGCCUUAAUCAAGUGCCUGUUAGGACCUCCCUGGGUUGCAGCGGCUCCAGACAGCAGAGCUCCAACUAGUCAGCCCUCGCCAGUGGCAGGAACAGCUGCUAGCAGCGGCCUUCCCCGUGCUUCUGCCUUUGUCGAAAACUUCCUGUGCCACUGUAGAUAGCUCAGGCGAAACUGUUACCUGGGUAUUGUCCACUAAUGAGUCACAAGAAAAUGAGUGGAUCUGGUAAGUACACGUGUUCUGUUUAAACAGUUUCUCAUCACUGACCUUUUAAACAAAACCCCGGCCAGUACAGUUCCAUUGACUAGGGUGAAACCAAACUUUCCUUAGAGCUCUGCCACACUCUUGAUGUGACAGUGCCUCAGUGUGAGUUAUUAGUGGAAAAGACCCAGCUGUAAUUAGACCUCCACUGUGUACUUAGCUGGAAGAACACGUUAAUUCUGCAAUAUGUCUCUUGGUUAAACAUUGCACAGUUCUUACCUCAUUUCUGUAAAUAAUGUUUUGUGAAUCUGUUUUGUAUUGUGAAAAAUUCAUAAGAUAACAUUGAUAUUUUGAUUUGUAAUAUUUCUAAUUGGUAGAUUUAAUUGAGAAAAGUAAAAUUAAUUUAUUUUUAUAUGUUCAGGGGAAUUUUAAAGAAAAGUGAAAUCUUUUGUAGAUAAUUUAAAAAAAUCAGUGGCUUAUUUUACUUAUUUAACCCACUGGUUGUUAUUCUGUAACAAUUUGUAUAAAUGGUAAAUUUUGAAUGUGUUGUUAUUUUACCUAGAUGUAAAAUUCCACAUGUAUUAAAAUGUACAAAGUUUUUGUUAAUAAAAUCUAAUAAUGUUC